Molecule: messenger RNA, 4318 nt
Organism: Schistosoma bovis
Lineage: Eukaryota; Metazoa; Platyhelminthes; Trematoda; Strigeidida; Schistosomatidae
Source: the annotation of a GenBank genome assembly
UGUAGAGUGGAUGAUCAAUUAAUAUUUGGAGGUUAUUUAUAUGAACCUUGAGAGUCGUUGAACUACGAGUGAGGUACAUGUUGAAUGGAAUUAUAAAGUCCAUCAACUUACAAUUCUUUCAUCUGGAAAUUGCUAAUUGAAGAACAAAGGUUAUAAGUGGUGCGCUUCUUGAGUUGUCCGUUACACUAGCAGUUGUGACUAAAUGUAAUUAAACUUGAGGUACCAUGCAGACUGUAUUCAUGGUUGCUGAGAAACCAUCACUAGCUGAAUCAAUAGCGAAAUCCUUAUCUAAUAAGCGUAAUUCAAGUCGACGUGGAUUCAAUGGAGCAUGUUCUAUUCAUGAAUGGACUGGUCAAUUUAUGAGUGAACAAGUUCGCUUUAAAAUGACGUCAGUGUGUGGUCACGUAAUGAAUGUCGAUUUCUUAAGUCGUUAUAAUAGUUGGGAUAAAGUAGAUCCUGCUGAGCUGUUUGUUGCCCCGAUUGAGAAAAAGGAAGCUAACCCCAAAUUGAAAAUGGUGGAUUUUCUUCGCCACGAGGCGAAAAAUGCUGGUAUAUUAAUUCUUUGGCUGGAUUGUGACAAAGAGGGUGAAAAUAUCUGUUUUGAAGUUAUCAAUUGUGUUCAUUCAGUUAUGGUACACCCCAAAAGAAUUCUACGUGCACAUUUCAGUGCUGUUACUGACCAAGAACUACAUGGUGCUAUGAAAAAUCUUAGAGAACCUAAUAAACACGAAGCAUUGUCAGUAGAUGCUAGGCAAGAACUUGAUCUUCGAAUCGGUUGUGCGUUCACUAGGUUCCAAACGAAAUUUUUUCAGGGGAAGUAUGGUGAUCUAAACAGCAAUCUUGUGUCGUUUGGACCUUGUCAAACACCUACACUUGGAUUUUGUGUAAAACGACACGAUCAAAUCCAAUCAUUUAAACCAGAAACAUUUUGGCGGAUAAAGGUCUCAGGUGUAGAUGAUACAGGGGGUGUAUUAGAAAUGUCAUGGAAUCGUGAUCGUAUCUUUGAUAAAGAAGCUGCUUCAGUAUUUUUAGGUCGAGUCAAGUCUUCCAAAACAGCAGAAGUCGUCCAGGUAUCUGUCAAACAGAAAAUUAAACCACGUCCACAAGGUUUGAAUACAGUAGAAAUGUUACGAGUUGCCAGUGCUGGUUUAGGUAUUGGACCACAUAGUGCAAUGGCUAUUGCGGAACGAUUGUAUACAUCUGGUUACAUAAACUAUCCACGUACUGAGACAACAGCUUAUCCAAACACAUUUGAUUUACGUGGAUUACUACAGCAGCAGGUGAACAAUCCAGUUUGGGGAGAUCUAGCUCGUGAAAUUCUAAAAAGUGGGUUAACUCCACCUCGUGCUGGUCAUGAUGCAGGUGACCAUCCUCCUAUUGCUCCUAUGCGUUUUGCGUCUUCCCAAGAACUGGGACAUGAAGCCUAUCGAUUGUAUGAGUACAUUACACAACAUUUUAUCGCUACUAUUAUGCCCGAUUGUUGUUAUGAACAAACACAAGUGACCGUAUCCGUUGGUGAUGGUGAAUUGUUUACAAUAAGUGGAUUAAAAGUAGUUGACCCUGGUUUUACACGAAUAUUAACUUGGCAAGCAAUAGAAGAUAAAUCGUUGCCUAUAACACUUCUUAAUCAAGGCUAUCAAUUCAAUUUACUUGAAGAACCAAGUUUAGUUGAAGGACAAACUGGUCCACCAGACUAUUUAACUGAGGCUGAAUUAAUUACCGCUAUGGAACGUCAUGGGAUUGGAACUGAUGCAUCAAUCCCAACACAUAUAGAAAAUAUCGUUCAAAGAGGUUACGUUCAACUUCUUUCGGGGCGAAAACUGCAACCUACACCAUUAGGGAUUGUACUUGUUCAUGGUUAUCAAACAAUUGAUGCCGAACUUGUCCUACCACAUAUGCGUAGAGCUGUUGAAGAACAAUUAAAUCAUAUUGCUCGUGGUCAUGCUAAAUAUGAUUUAGUAUUACAAUUUGUUUUAGCUAUUUUCGCCGCAAAAUAUCGUUAUUUUGUUGAACAUAUCAAUGGUAUGGAUCAAUUGUUUGAAGUUUCAUUCACUACUCUAGCUAGUUCAGGUAAACCUUUAUCCAGAUGUGGAAAAUGUCAUCGAUACUUAAAGUUUAUAGAUUCUCGACCACAACGUCUUCAUUGUUCAAUUUGUAAUGAAACAUAUACAUUACCACAGAAUGGUACAAUUCGACCGUAUAAAACCGAAAAAUGUCCUUUAGAUAAAUUUGAACUACUAUGCUAUACUCAAGGCGGUAAAGGAAGAAAUAUGGUUUUUUGUCCAUAUUGUUUUUCUCAUCCACCAUUUGAAUCAAUGCCAAAAUUAUCCGGUUGUAAUAGAUGCCCUCAUCCAACAUGUCCACAAUCAAUGGAAUCAUUAGGAGUUGAUGCAUGUCCUGAUUGUCCAUAUGGUAUACUAGUUUUAGAUGAUUCUAAUGCACCAAAAUAUCGUUUAAAUUGUAAUAGAUGUCCAACAUUCCUGUCUAUUUCUGACGCUGUAAAAAGUAUGUCUGUCAAAAAUGUUAGCUGUUCAGUAUGUACAGCUAUGCAUCUUAACUUGAGAUUUGAUCCGGUAUGUACAAACUGUAUUUUUAGAAAAAAAUAUUUUAUCUGGUUUUACUCAUUUGUUUAACAUAAACACAACUCGAUAAUCUUAAAUCUCCCUUAAUUUAGAUAUAAUUUGUUGACUAGUCUCUCUUUGCCUUUUUGUGUAGUAUGUUUAAAAAGUACAUUAAUUCAUUAGCAACGUUUGUUGAGUCCAAUUGUUUAUACUAAUAAUUGGCUUAGAUAUUAGAAGAAAUGUAAGAUAUACGCUCGAAAAAAAAUUGUUCAAAAUAUGAAACAAAUUAUAAGUAUCGUCACAAGUUUAGCCGUGGUUGAUCAUAGCUGUUAGGCCUACUCAUCUGUGAAGUUGCACUAGUUUUGCUGAUAAUAAUUACUACAAAGAUAUUCUUAAGUGAGAACUUCUCGUAUGACUACUAUUGAUCUAUGGUAUUAUUGUAGUUAUAAAUUAUCAGGUUUCCGUAUUGCAUUUAACCUGCGAUUCGCAAUUUAAUAAUAGUUUUUUUUUUUCUACCAUUCGAGAAAGAGCAACUAGACGAAAGUUCAACAAAUAAUCAUGGACGGUUUUUUUUUAAAUUUAAAAUACAUGUCCGCUCUAGUUGCUAAGAUGAUAUCAACGGGCAAUAUAUAUAUAUAUAUAUACUUUGGUACCGAUUACCCUUCUUUUGCUUAUUGUAAAAAUCUCACAGUUACUGUUACUGUCUGAACGAUAGUUGAAAUAAAAGUGUGUAUUUCAGUCAACUGAAAUUGGACUAAGCUGAGUAAGAUACUUGUGUGAUAAAUUUCAUUAAAUAAGAAAAAUAUCGCUGCUAUUUUACUAGGCCUAUGUAUGCUGAGCCUGAAUAGAUAAUUGCAUAGGUACUAAAUUUCAUCAUGUAAUAAAUUGAACUGAUAAUAUGAUUGUCAUCAUUUCAAAUACUCCUAUUUUGUUUCCAGGGUAAAGUCCCUAAUUCAAGCGAAGAUAAUUCUGAAAAAAUUAGCACUACAUUCUCUGGAUGUGCAUUCUGUACAGAAUCAUUAUGUUCAUUAUUCACUAUUGUAAGAAAAAAGGAAGCACCGAAUAAUCCUACUGUCAAUUUACGUGGUUCACGCCAUCAUUCUGGAACCCAUCAACGAGGUGGUCGACGAGGGCGGAGUUUUCGAUGAAAUUUACAGACUAUGAACUAUAUUGAUGUCUGCUAACUGAUACUUAUGAACGUAAUUCGUGUACAUUGAUAGUUGUGAUCAUAUUACACUGUACAUAGUUAUCGUCUUUGUUAAUAUAAAUAUAUACAUAUACUAAAGCAGUUAAUAAUUUUAAUAUUGUAAAAAGAACAGAUGUAAAUAAGCUGUCAAGAUACAUUCAGAAGCUGAUAUAAAUAAACAAGCUAAAUAGUCUAUGCCUACACCUCUAAAGUUCAUUUAAAUUCCGAAUAACUUCUCAAACCUAAUUUAUUAACCACAUAAAUGAAUUAUUUUUUAUACUAGUUUUAUGUUUAAAAUACACAACUGGGAACCUUUAUGAGAAAAUGAGUUUUUAGUGACAAAACCUUAUUUCCAUAAUUGUUAAUUGAUUAUUUUUUCAUUUGUACUUCGGGUUAUAUAUUUAUAAUCCCUGGUUUUCAGCAUACCACUUUUAACCAAAAACAUCUUGAUGUUAUACAUCACAAAGACUAUCCCGUUAAAUUAUUGUUAUUAAAAGCAUAAAAUUUGUACUGUCAAUUUGUAGAUUACUUGAUUGAUCCACAUUAAAUUGCGCAGUUACCAAACAUUCAC